Molecule: messenger RNA, 1156 nt
Organism: Lucilia sericata (common green bottle fly)
Lineage: Eukaryota; Metazoa; Arthropoda; Insecta; Diptera; Calliphoridae
Product: putative phosphatidate phosphatase
Exons: 5
Coding region: 83-841 (252 amino acids)
Biological process (GO): phospholipid dephosphorylation; phospholipid metabolic process; signal transduction
Molecular function (GO): phosphatidate phosphatase activity
Source: RefSeq, a predicted model, not a curated record
UACAGUUGGUUUUCCGAUUUUAUGUUUCUUUUUAUGGGGCGAUUCAUAUAAACGCGGUUUCUUCUGUGAUGAUGAAUCUUUGAUGCAUCCCUUCAAAGAGUCAACGGUUAAAAGUUGGAUGUUGUAUAUUAUUGGUCUGGUGCUGCCAAUUGGUGUGAUACUAAUCGUUGAAAUUAUUCAAUCGAAAAAUCAAGAGAAACUUACUAAUGGCAACUCAACAGCAAGGCGAUACGUUUUUAUGGACUAUGAAAUACCCGAUUGGAUGGUGGAAUGUUAUAAGAAAAUUGGAAUUUUUGGAUUUGGGGCUGCUGUCAGUCAAUUGACAACUGAUAUUGCAAAAUAUUCAAUUGGACGUUUGAGACCACAUUUCUUAGAUGUUUGUCAACCCAUUAUGCCAGAUGGCACUACUUGUGCUGAUCCCAAAAAUUUGGGUAAAUAUAUAAUGGAAUUCACCUGUGGCAAUCCAUACGCAACAAAACGCAUGUUAAAGGAAGUUAGACUAUCGUUCCCUAGUGGUCAUUCUAGUUUCACUUUCUAUACCAUGGUCUAUGUAGCGUUAUAUUUACAAUCACGUAUGACUUGGCGUGGUUCGAAAUUGUUGAGACAUUUCUUGCAAUUUGCUUUAAUCAUGAUUGCCUGGUAUACAGCCCUGACGCGCGUAUCCGAUUAUAAACAUCAUUGGUCCGAUGUGUUGGCCGGUUCAGCAAUUGGAUCCCUGGUGGCUGUUAUAGUGGCAAAUUAUGUUUCCGAUUUAUUUCCCAAGAAAUCUUCAAAAUCCUAUGUAUUACCUCGUUCCAUGCAAGACAUGCCACCACAAACAAUAACAGCAAAUGGUAAUUAAUUGAUACAAACAAAGUUAUUUAUUGUUAAUUAAAAAAAACACCAACGGAUAUAAAAAACAUUCUAUAUACAAAUAUAAAAGUAUUUUUUAAAAAUAAUUUUAUCACUAUAAGUAAAAGUAAAUUAGUUAUAAGUUAUAAAAGAAAAUUAUACUUAAAAGUAAUUUAAUUAAAAUAGUUUUACUUAAAACUAACUAGACUCGCAGACACAGUUCACAAAUUUAAAGUUAAUUAAACCAUUAUUAAAUUAUUUAACACAAUAUCAAAUUAAUUAAAAAAAAAAAAAACUGUAAAAUAAAAAAAAUGUUAAAUUUAUA